GCCUGGCUCCGGAGACCCUGGGUUUGGAGUGGGAAGUGAGGUGAGGGAAGUCUGUCGCUUUUUGAUGAAUUCAUCGGUUGUGGACUUUGGACCCGAGGGGCCCCUGGCCCCUGGAGGCUGGUACUUGCACCUUAAAGCCCCAUCUCCGGAGGACCGACCGUUCGGCAGGUGGUGAAGCCUGCGACUUGGAAGCCGAAUCCGUAGAUUAUUUCAUGUUUCAUCGCCCUUCCGAGAAGAACUUGUGGAAUUCUUCAUUGAAAACGAAGCAUUCCCAAGUCAUUCUCCCCUGCAGUCUCCCGCAGCAGCAGGCCUGUUGUGAAUAUUGAGUAAAGGAUGUGUUGGUUUUUCGCCCAAAAUAUGUUGUAGGGUUGUUUUGAGUUAAGAAGGUUGCUGGCAUGUUGUAGUACCAUAUACCGUGUCCUUGCCUCGCUACCAGUGAUCCGCCAAGUGGGAACUGCAGCUACUCUGUGCGCAGAAUCACGGGACCCCAAAAUCAGGAGAUUGAAUUAGUUCCCAAUAAUGGGAAGAACCUACAUUGUAGAAGAAACUGUUGGCCAGUAUCUUUCAAACAUAAAUCUUCAAGGAAAGGAUUUUGUCUCUGGUCUUUUAAUUGGACAGUGUUCUUCACAAAAGGAUUAUGUCAUUCUUGCCACUCGAACGCCACCCAAAGAGGAACAAAAUGAGAAUCUCAAACAUCAACAAAAAGCUAAGUUGGGUAACUUGGAUGAAGAAUGGACCACAGAACAUGCCAACCAGGUGUCCAGAAUGCUACCAGGGGGACUUUUAGUUCUUGGAGUAUUUAUCAUUACAACUUUAGAAAUGGGAAAUGAUUGUCAAAAUGCCCUGCGUAGACUAAUAUUUGCUAUGGAAAAAUCUUUGAAUAAAAGGAGACUCUGGAAUUUCACAGAAGAAGAGAUCUCAGAAAGAGUGACACUUCACAUUUGCUCUUCUACAAAAAAAAUAGUUUGUCGGACUUAUGAUAUCCGUGAUCCAAAGAGUUCAGCAAAACCAGCAGAUUGGAAGUACCAAAAUGGACUGUCAACCUCAUGGCUUCCGUUAGAGUGUACAGUUCAUGUUAAUAUUCACAUCCCGCUGUCUACCACCUCUGUCAGCUAUACGCUGGAGAAAAAUACAAAGAACGGACUUGUUCGCUGGGCUAAGCAAAUAGAAAAUGGCGUUUAUUUGAUUAAUGGACAAGUUAAAGACGAAGAUUGUGACCUCUUAGAAGGACAGAAAAAAUCUUCGAGAGGAAAUGUUCAAGCAGCUAGUCAUUCUUUUGAUGUCAAAGUGCUAACACAGUUGCUUCUGAAUUCGGACCACAGAUCCACAGCCACAGUCCAGAUAUGCAGUGGCUCUGUAAACCUUAAGGGUGCUGUGAAAUGCAGAGCCUAUGUUCAUAGCAAUAAACCCAAGGUUAAAGAUGCUGUGCAGGCAAUGAAGAGAGAUAUAUUGAAUACAGUUGCAGAUCGUUGUGAAAUGCUAUUUGAAGAUCUGCUUUUGAAUGAAAUUCCAGAAAAAAAAGAUUCUGAAAAAGAGUUUCACAUCCUCCCUCACCGAGUUUUUGUCCCCAUUCCGGGAUCUACUGUAAUGUUAUGUGAUUAUAAAUUUGGUGAUGAGUCAGCUGAAGAAAUGAGAGACCAUUUCAUAGAGAUGUUAGAUCAUAUGAUUCAAAUAGAAGAUUUGGAAAUUGCAGAGGAAAUAAACACAGCUUGUGUGAGUUACUCUAUGAAUACUGAAGCUUCAUUGGACAACACAGAUGAUGAACAACCAAAACAACCAAUUAAAACUGCAGUAAUAAUGAAAAUUCAGCAAAAUAUAGGUGUGAUUGCAGCAGUUGCGGUAGCAGUCUUUGCUGCGGGAAUCUCCUUUCAUUACUUCAGUGAUUAGGGUGAGACACAGAGAGCUUCCUGAUCUUCCAGAGAACACAAAGCAAUCAUUAUGAAUAAUGAAGAUGCAAACAGUCCAUCUGCAUUUAAGACCAGAGCAGCCACCUCUGCUGUCAUAAUGCCUAUUAGGUUUCUGACUAAAAUGAAAUCACCAGCUGCCUUGUUUAGCCCUGCUUAUAUUAUAGAUGGCUCAGGCUUCCAAAAAUAAAGUUGUGCAUAUAGAUGGAAGUUGCUGUAACAAAUCCUUAUUACCUAUUUUUUAAAAUGUUUAAAAUGAUACUUUAUUUUUAUAGAUUUUAGUCCUGUUGAUUUGGAUCAUAUAUUGUAAAUUUAACUGAGUAUCUUAGAAUAAUGCGAGAAAUUUUUACAAAGUGGGACAACAAUCUAUUGGAUAAGUUCAUAUCCUAGGACCUUUCUAAUGUAUACUCAGUUUCAAAAUAGUGAUCGAGUUCUGGUCAAGGGAUAGGAAACCUUUCCAGAGAGGUUUGAAUUAUUAAGGCUUGCCAUAAAUCACGUGCUUUCUCAGGUUAGUAUAUUAUACCCAUUUUAGUAUAUUUAAUAAGACUUUUACUUUUAGCAGUACGUUAGGUUAAGUACUGAAAAACAACUAAAUCCUGAACAAAAUCUAUUUUUGAAUGCAUUAAUCGGGUCAAAGAAAGUAGGGGAAGUUUCUGAGAAUCAUACCUCUAUUUUUACUCACAAAAAUGAACACAUUUUGGUUGGGAAUUGUGAAUACUAUAUUAAGCAUGCAAGUGGGCAGUGGUUGCUCAGAUGGCAAAUACCAAUUGCAACAUAACCAUAUGCAAUCUGCCUUGGAUUAGAAACAAGGAAAUGAAUCUGAAUCUGAGAUGCUGUUCCAGCCAGGACAGUUGAAGUGGGCAUUUAGUUUGUAGUACCCUGUAGCUCAUAGCAGAAGCAAGUUAAGGCUCAGGACUUCCAUAGAUAAAGCAAUAUUAUGAUUAGAUAUUACCAGGUGCAAAUUAAAAACUAGCUAGUGUGAGAAAGAACCUAUAGAAAUAAUUCACUUCUCUAAGUUCUUAUCACUGACAUCUAUGAAAAAUGGAACCACAGGCAGAUCUAAAAAAGAAAGAACUGCAAAAAUGAAAAAAAUAUGUUACUUGAAAUUAAAAAAAAAAAAAGAACCCUCAGACAUGUUGAAUAUUGUAUUAGACUCAAGAGACAAUAAAUAAACUGGAAGUGAGAUCUAAAGAAAUUACCUGGUGUGCAGCAAGGAGAAACAAGGAGCUAGAAAAUGCAAAUAUUAAAGAGAACUUUAGAGAUAUGGAGGGAAGAAUUAUAAAAACCAGAAGUAUUAUGAGAGAAAAAGAGGAUGGAAGAGUGGCAUAUUUGAAGAUAACUAUUUUCCUUACUUGAAAAGCAUGAAUUCAAUAAUUUUAGGAAGCACAGUAUAUCCCAAACAUAAAUGGAUCAAAACCAUGCCUAAAUCCAAAGUAGUGUAACUACAAGAUAUGAAGCACAAGAUUUUAAAAGCAUUCAAAGGAAUCAAAAUAGCAUCAAUGAAGGCAAGACAGUCACAUACUCAGUAGGCUUCUCAAUAGCAACAAUGUACCCAAAGAUGGUGGAAUAAUAAUGCCUUCAAAGUUCUGAGAAAAACUAUAUCAACUUAGAAUUUGUACCAAGCAAAACUGAAAUGUUCAGAUGAAAAACAGACUUUUACUAUCAACAGAAUUUCAAUAAAGAAACUACAAAGAAUGAUCUUAAAGAAGGAAAAUGUUUCCACAAAGAUGAUCUGAAAUCGAAGAACCCGUGAACAAAUACAAUGAUAUAAAUCAAAGGUAUUGUUAAUAUAAAAAGGUUGUAAUUAAGUGUUUAUAAGAAGUAAAAUUGUAAACAGCUGUAAAAUUAAAUAAACAUUUUUAUGCAACAUGAA
Messenger RNA from Nyctereutes procyonoides (raccoon dog), 3777 nucleotides. RefSeq names its product odr-4 GPCR localization factor homolog (gene ODR4). Bases 520 to 1887 code for a protein of 455 amino acids. NCBI's taxonomy places the organism in Eukaryota, Metazoa, Chordata, Mammalia, Carnivora, Canidae. Gene Ontology annotation, biological process: intracellular protein localization. The transcript is spliced from 15 exons. Gene Ontology annotation, cellular component: endomembrane system. The record is from RefSeq and is a predicted model, not a curated record.